AUGGAGAUGUCAUUGAAGAUGAAUAACUAUAAGGUGGAGAUUUUUCCUAUAUUUAUUCAUGAAAAAUAUAGGAAAAACAAACUCAUUAAGGGUGGCCAUCAAAUGAAAAUCAAGGCAAAUAUGCAGACGAAGAAAUCCAAUAGUAAUUUCUAUGAAGUGCUUUCUCUGCGUUCAUCAAAUGUAGGGUUUGAAGAGAUAAAAAAAGCUUAUAGAUGCAUGGCUCUUCAAUACCAUCCUGAUAAUUGCCAUAAUUCAAAUAAAGAAGAAUCCACGAGACGAUUUAUUGAGCUGAGAAAAGCAUAUGAGACUCUUUCUGAUCCAAUUUCUCGUCAAAUUUAUGAUUCUGAGCUGAGUUUAAUAGAUUCUUUUGAGAAUGAAGUGAUUUGGAGACAAUCUAAGGAAAAUAGGAAGACAGUUUUGACCAAGGAGGUGUGGGAAAGACAGCUUGAUGGGUUGAGAAGACGAUCUUGUAAUAGAAUGGAGAAAAAGAAAAAAAAUUUAACUUCACCAAAUACUGCGGGCAGUGUUUUAAAAAGCGAUCGCUUCGUCGCUUUAAGCGAGAAGCGACGCGAAGCGAUGGCUGCUCGUUUUUCCAUGCCUGAGGUGACUCGACCAGAUGAAGCGCUCGCUUCAGUCGAAGAAGCGUGA
Nicotiana tabacum (common tobacco) is the source of this 648-nucleotide messenger RNA. RefSeq names its product chaperone protein dnaJ 20, chloroplastic-like. Gene Ontology annotation, cellular component: chloroplast. The record is from RefSeq and is a predicted model, not a curated record. NCBI's taxonomy places the organism in Eukaryota, Viridiplantae, Streptophyta, Magnoliopsida, Solanales, Solanaceae.